AUAUGCAGUAGUAGCGGAAACACCACGCGUAUAACCUCUUAAAAUUAAAAUGUUAUAGUGAAUUAAUUUGGAUUGUCUAUUUUUGUAAGUACAGCUACUUUAUUCUUCACGGUUUCGCGCGUCUUACGUUUAGCAAGCAAGGUAGGAAACGCGUGGAAAAAUGUUCUCAUACAAAUAUCUUAGUAAACAGCAUCUCCAAGGCUUUAAUAAAUAUAAGUACAGCGCUAUAGAUACAAGUCCUUUGAGCAAUUAUGUUAUGCACCCAACAUGGAAUUUUAUCACAAAGUUCAUACCAAAAUGGAUAGCUCCGAACGUAAUAACUUUUGCCGGAUUUCUCUGCAUGGUAGCAGCAGUAGUGUUACUCACGGUAUAUGAUUACGACUGGCGAGCGUCGGUGAGGUGGACAGAGAGGCAGACAGAGUACGGCAUACCAGGCUGGGCGUUUACCACUUGUGGAGUAUUGAUAUUUUUAGCGUAUAAUUUGGAUGGCCUCGACGGCAAGCAAGCCCGCAGGCUUGGAGUGUCAGGUCCUUUGGGCGAGCUGUUCGAUCACGGGCUGGACUCGUACAUCGUGUUCCUCAUCCCGUACGCUGUUAUAUCCAUCUUUGGAAGAGAUCCUGUGUACUCCGUGGUUUGUUUUAGAGGGUUCCUAAUGGUGAUGAGCAUAGUGAUCAACUUCUACAUCAGCCACUGGGAGAAGUACAACACCGGCACCCUCUACCUUCCCUGGGGAUACGACAUUAGCAUGUGGGUAACAUCGAUGAUCUUCAUCAUCGCCGGUGUCUACGGCCCCGAUGCCUUCAAGUUCUACUUGUUCGGAGACGUGACCUUCGCAGUAUCUUUCGAGACCCUGGCCCACUGCAUUGGACUCUUCACUACACUUCCUGUCGCUGUUUAUAAUGUUUAUUUAUCCCGAAAAAAUAGAACUGGCAAGAAACAUACACUGAUGGGUGCUUUGAAGCCAAUAUGGUCUUUACUGACCAUCAUCGUCAUCAUGAUGACGUGGGGCCUUAAAUCGCAUAACGAUAUUGUGGAAUAUGAUCCGAGAGCCUUUAUUGCCUUGUUUGGAACGUUAUUUAGCAAUAUUGCUAGCCGUCUCAUGAUAGCUGGUAUGUGCCACCAGAAAUGUGAUACUCUACACUGGUUCACGUGGCCUCUUCUGGCAGGAGUGGGGCUAUCUCUCUACCUACCCUCUGUGGAGAGGACUGUGCUAUACACCCUCUUUAUUUUGAGUGUGUUGGCGCACGUGCAUUAUGGCGUUUGUGUGGUUCGACAAAUCUGCGAUCACUUUAGAAUAAGCUGCUUUACUGUGCCGAAAAAUAAACUUAAGUAAUUAUCGCAUGUAUUUUUAUAAAAAAAUGUUUGAUAUUAAAUUUUUUUAUAAAUAUGUUUUUUACUCA
Manduca sexta (tobacco hornworm) is the source of this 1400-nucleotide messenger RNA. RefSeq names its product ethanolaminephosphotransferase 1. Gene Ontology annotation, cellular component: Golgi apparatus; endoplasmic reticulum membrane. Lineage: Eukaryota; Metazoa; Arthropoda; Insecta; Lepidoptera; Sphingidae. Gene Ontology annotation, molecular function: ethanolaminephosphotransferase activity. The transcript has 10 exons. Gene Ontology annotation, biological process: phosphatidylethanolamine biosynthetic process. Bases 161 to 1333 code for a protein of 390 amino acids. The record is from RefSeq and is a predicted model, not a curated record.